GUUAAUUUAGGCACUUGCACAAGCCCGUUUCCGGUGCAGCGCGCCAAGCGUUUUCUUAUUGGAGAAGCAGCGGCAGAAGCUGGAGCCGAAGCCGGGGUCCGUUCGAAACAAUGUUUGACCUGAAGAAGAGGAACAGUUUGACUCUGAACUGCAGACGGGAGACGGAGGAGUUCAGGCGGGUGGCGGUGAGGCGGAGGGCGAAAGGCGCCGCGGACGACUGCCACGCCUCGCGGACAGGCCCCAGUAAAGCGGUCCCCUUCCAGACUCCUCUGAGGGCAGGACAAGGCCCCAGUCCCAACAGAGCUGGACUCUACGGGCUGUCCGUGUCCUGCGUCGGCCUCGCCUCCCCCAGUCCUCUCAGAGGGGGCGGCAGGUUCUCAAACAGAGCAUCUGCUGCACAAAUCAGCCCGGGCACCGGUUCGUUCUUAGGAUCUCCCAGUCCGGGCAAGAGAGGCCUCCGGGGCUGUAGCCCUUUGAGGAAAGCGGGGCGCGCCUCUGGGAAGCCGUCUCCGGGAAACCAUGGCUCUGUAGCGGGAAGGCUUCGCACCCCAAGUCCCGUUCAGGGGAGCACGUGCAACCAGACCCCGAUGAAGAGCUCCAGAUCUUGGCUGCGACUGCACAGGAUCUCGAGCGGCAAGAUGAGAGGGCAGGAGAGGAGAGUGAGGAAAUGUGUGAGCGUGCCUGAUCUGAUUGGAUACUUGGAUGAGAAUUGGGUUGCCUCCGACCAAGUCUCGUGCUCUUCGCUGAAACCGCUGCUCUCGACGCCGCGCAAUCAGCCCGACAUCACCGUCCAGACGCCAACGAGAGGGAGCCCGGGCUCCGCAGCCGAAGCCUUCCUGCCGAGCGGUACAGAAGAACGUUCCCCGGUUGAACCGAACGCGGAAGACGGAAGGAUGCACACGGGGUACGGCUGCAAAUUCUCCUGUCACUGGAAUGUGCCAAGUGCAGGCGAGAAGCCCAGAGACGAGGAAGAGGAGGAGGAGGAGAGGAAGGUGGAGGGAGAAAGUGAGCUGAGGGACGAGGAGGACAGGUUAUACAAGAUCGCCAACGAGCUGCUGCAGACGGAGAGGGCCUACGUGGCUCGCCUCCACCUGUUGGACCGGGUGUUCUGCUCGCGGCUGACGGAGGAGGCGGCGCGGGGCUCGUUCCCCGCGGAGGUGAUCCGGAACAUCUUCUCCAACGUCGCCUCCAUCUACUGCUUCCACAGCCAGUUCCUGCUGCCCGACCUGGAGGCCUGCCUCAGCCACUGGUGCGACAGCCCCGGCCUGGGCAGCGUGCUGCUGCGGCACGCGCCCUUCCUGAGGAUGUACGCCGACUACGUCCGCAACUUCGACCGGGCCACGGCGCUGGUGAAGACGUGGACGGAGCGCUCCGCGGCCUUCAGGGGCGUCGUUCUGGACAUAGAGCGGCAGAGCGUGUGCGGCAGCCUGACCCUGCAGCACCACAUGCUGGAGCCGGUGCAGAGAGUCCCGCGCUACGAGAUGCUGCUGAGGGAUUAUCUGAGGAGGCUGCCGGAGGAAAACCCAGACUAUAAAUAUGCAUAUGAAACCUUGCAGAAUAUUUCCAUGGCAGCCACACACUCGAACAGCGCCAUCCACAGAGCUGAGAAGUUGAAGCGUUCGCUGGAGAUCUACGAGAUGCUCGGCGACCCGGAAGUGGUGAACCCGUCCAAUGAGUUCCUCCGGGAGGGUCGCCUGCUCAAGCUCGCUGCCAGGAACACGUCCGCCAUGGAGAGACACCUGUUCCUGUUCAACAACUUCCUGCUGUGCUGCACGCCCCGGUUCAGCCUGGUCGGCCAGCGGUUCACGGUGCGCUGCAGGAUCGGCGUGGAGGGCAUGCAGGUGCAGCAGACGGCCAACGAGGACCACCCGUACACCUUCCAGGUCUCUGGGAAGGAGAGGACCCUGGAGCUGCAGACCAGCUCUGAACAAGACAGAGAUGAGUGGAUAAAGGUAAUACAGGAAGCGAUUGAGGAGUUUCAGAAGAGAAAUCAAACCUUCAAACUGGCUUCCAAAGAUUUGGAUGUGGAAGAGCCAGAAGGCGAACUGGGCCGACGGGCCCCUCGAUGGAUCCGGGACAACGAGGUGACGGAGUGCAUGAAGUGCCGGGAGCCUUUCAGCACGUUCACGAGGCGCCGCCACCACUGCCGGGCGUGCGGCUUCGUGGUGUGUUGGAAGUGCUCGGACAACAAGGCGGCCCUGGAGUACGACGGCAACAGGCUGAACAAAGUGUGCAGCUCCUGCUUCUCCAUCUUAACGGGUCAGAGGGGCGACGCGGCGGAGGGCAGGAGGAGGGCAACGCUGGAGUUGAAGGCGCCGCCGAUGCCCAGUGACGGUCUAACGGGAGACGACAGCUUUAAAGCAUGCGCUGAGUGCAGCCUGCCUUGAGACGUGCCCCUCCAGCCUCCCACUGCUCCACAGACUGGACAGGUCUGGACAGGCACGGAUGUUACAACACCCCCC
Betta splendens (Siamese fighting fish) is the source of this 2462-nucleotide messenger RNA. RefSeq names its product FYVE, RhoGEF and PH domain-containing protein 4-like. Gene Ontology annotation, biological process: cytoskeleton organization; filopodium assembly. Gene Ontology annotation, cellular component: cytoplasm. The coding region runs from base 111 to 2387 and encodes 758 amino acids. The transcript is spliced from 14 exons. NCBI's taxonomy places the organism in Eukaryota, Metazoa, Chordata, Actinopteri, Anabantiformes, Osphronemidae. The record is from RefSeq and is a predicted model, not a curated record. Gene Ontology annotation, molecular function: guanyl-nucleotide exchange factor activity; metal ion binding.